This is a messenger RNA of Porites evermanni, 12742 nucleotides long. The record is from the annotation of a GenBank genome assembly. Lineage: Eukaryota; Metazoa; Cnidaria; Anthozoa; Scleractinia; Poritidae.
UCUUCAGCUGAUGCAUAUGGAUGUAAAAUAGAGGUGAAUUCUGCUACAGCCCUCGCCAAAGCAGAGUAUAAAAACCGCCGACAGCGACCUACCUACAGCUGCACACCUGCCAGCAGUUCCACCCAAUACGAGGUCCAUAUAUUGACUGUGUACGAAGUUAUUAACAGACGUCCACCAACAGCCGGAAACGCUAUUGUAAAUAUCGUCAGUAGCGGAAAGUCAAACAGGCCGAUAUGUCUCGUCCUUGGUAACUACGAACCUGUAAAUUGGAUUCUCAAGUUACCCGCUGGUACUUCCAUCAGUAAAGUUAUUUUGGUAAGUACACUUUCGUAAUAGGAACUGAUAUUAGCGAAAUUAUUGUGUUAAAAGAAACCUUUUGUAUUGGAGGUAAGUGUGGUAUGACUGAGGUACAGUCAAACAAAAGUGUCCGUAUGAACGGGGUGUCCGUAUUAAGCGGGUCAUGUUAUUAAAGUCAAAAAACCCCUUUCACUAUAUUGGAGGUAAGUGUGGUAUGACUGAGGUACAGUCAAACAAAAGUGUCCCUACGAACGGGGUGUCCGUAUUAAGCGGGUCAUGUUAUUAAAGUCAAAAAACUCAUUUCACUAGAACAAAAUACCAAAUAAAUAAAAGAGGACAUAAGCAUCGUCAAACUCAACUUCUCUGACCUUUACAAAGCCGUCAUUACGUGGCUUAAGUCCACGGAAACACUUAAAAAUCGCUCAUUUACAAAUCAUCCUAUCCAGUGUAUAGUAGCCCCGAGAACACCUAAAAAGGUUAAAUUUGUCAGUUUACCUUUGAGAUGUAAAAUCUUAUGUUUUGAGCAAUUUUUUUGGUUGGGAUCACCGGCAAAUAUGUCACAAGAAGUUAAAAUUAUUUGUCGUACCUAUUCAACAAAACUUUUAAGGCAGUUUGCUUGCCAUAGCAGGUAUCAAUGUUGGGAAAACUUUCAGCAAACUUUAGUAAUAACUAAUAAAUAAUCCUAUUUAUGUCCUUUACGAAAAGAAACAACGUGUGAUGUGUUGAUGGUGAUUUGUGUUUUAUUUGUAGGUUGCUAUGUAUGUGGAUGAAAGUUCCGUUAGUGGAGACUUAAACCAAGUGAAGGCAAUUGAACGAAAGCCUUGGGGUAAUUCAGGAUGGAAAGUAGGAUGGGGCAGUGACUCGGGAGGGGGUGAUACAGUGGCGCUAUUGAAGUGAGUAACCUUACAGCAAAAGAAAGCAUAUUCAGGGUGAUCUCCACAAUUUUUGCCAAGUCUUAGUGACUUAUCAGUUAGCCUUUCACGUGCUUUCGACCCCCUCCCCCUUUUUCAACAGUGUUUUAGUAGUAACCUUGCCACAGGCCAAAUGGAAAAGUGCUAUGUUUGGGAGUAUGGAGAGAGAGAGAGAGAGAGAGACCUGGGACAAAACAUAACACAAUCAAAGGGAAAAUUAAACAAUUUCUAAAGGGACGGAUCAUUAGUAAAGUCAUUGAGGGGGGGGGGCGUUCGAUAAAAAAAAAGAUCUUUACGCAAGAAAAAAUUGAAGGGAAUGUUAACGCAAAAAAAAACAAAACAACAACAACAACAACAACAACAACGUGCAGGUUGAAAACUCCCCACCCCCGCCAAAACUUUUCUAAUGCGUCACCCCUGAAAAUAUCUGCCUCUGGCGAUGGAUAAUUUCGUUGGUAUUCUUAAACAAAUAAACAACUUCAAUCGGCUGCACAAGAGCCCUUGGGAAAGUGAAGCAAUAUUUGUAAUUAUCUGUAAUUUUUGGGUGCUCUCAUAAAACUGUACUACCUUAUGGAAAAUACCUUGCCAGUUCGUCCCAAGACUUUUGUCGAUGAUUGUAGUUUAAGGUUUACAAGUUUUCAUUUCAACAUUAAAAAGCGAAAAUGUACACACUGCUCUAGCUAUCCGCAAUAAAGAGGGUUAAUUUUGGAAUGUAUUUUUGAUACAAUUUUAUUGAAACACUUUGAUAUAAGAAUUGUGUCACAGCUAUAUGCCUGGUAUUGUCGGUUUUGCAUGGACUAUUCAUAUAACUAAAGUUCCCUUUUUUGUAGACAAGUUCACAAGAGAUAUGGCGUGGUGACAUCAUUUACGAGCACUUACAGAGCAGAUGAAUGGUCACUGGAGUUGUCUUCCUUACACGGUAACCAAGAAGUGCUUUAUUGAGAAUCGAGUUUAAAAUGAAAUACCCUGCGAACAGAGGCUUCAUUUUCGCUGUGUGAGCUGUCGUGCGAAAAGUAGCCUCUGCCGACAACCGUUCAAAUCCGUCCAGAAAUCUGGACGAAUAAAUUUAAAAAACGGGUUUUUUUCUGUUCUUGACCGGUUUAGAGCAUUGCGUGAGUCUUGCGUAGCAGAUCAGUGUUGUCGCAAUUCUUUUAAUUCCCGCGAAACUCGCGCCAUUUGACGACAGACUGACGAUUAAUUUUGCUUACGAAUCUCGUGACGACUUUCGCGCAUGCACGAUAGAAAAUUUAACGGUUGUCGGCAGAGGCUACUUUUCGCACGCCAGCUCACACAGCGAAUGUAGCCUCUGCUCACAGGGUAAAAAUGAAAGAGACCUCUUGUGUGUUUCGGGGACAAAAUGAGCGUACACUUCGGAUAGCGUUUAAGCCAUAAAUUGAAUUGCUACAAUAAUUUACUAUAAUGGUGUUGUCAAGGUUUAUUGGAAGUCAUUUUGUUUAAGAAUUCUUCUUCCAUUGGUAUCAUAACUUACUUAUACAGUUACUAUAAAUAUUGAAAGAAAACGUAAAACAGGUUUGGAAAGGAGUAGAAACAAUCGAAAAACUGUGGAAAAGGGAUGUACUCAAGUAGAACUGUAAGGUGAGGGACAGAAAAGCUAUUACAGCUAACCGUAUGUGCCAUUCCCAAAGUCCAUGUCAAUUAAGUUAUUUGGACGAAAAUUUAUCCUAUUUAUUGCUGAUUUAUCAUUAUCGGUCUGGCUCAAAUAUACACAUCGUAGAAAGGGUAUUAUUUCAGUUUGGCUCAGCUAAUAAACUCUGCUCUUGUCAACCGCAAAAAAUCACUGUUUUUUUUUUUAUCGGCGUUCAGUUGGAUUAUAGUAUUUGGCUGGUUAACUUGAUUCAUCUAAUUGCCAAGAAAUUUCAAAGCAUCAUUUUUGGAAAGUUGUUUGUGUACCAUAGGUUACACUAUAAUUUCGAUCAAUUUUUUUAUUUUACCAGACCAUUUUUCGCAUUUCUCUUGAGCAGGUUCAGGGUAUGGAAACCUCAGUAGCAGCUCUGUUGCCGCCAUCACACAAACUCCAACAGCUGCCGGUACACCAGCUCCCAGUUCUGCUGUCACCCCCACAUCAACUCUAACAGCUGCCCGGACACCAGCUUUCACACCUGUACCUACAUACAGCACCUCACCAUCACCUACACCCAAUCCACACAGGCAAAAGUGUCAUAUAUGGCAGAAUUUUUACUAUUGUUCUGGCCAAUAUAGUCAAAUGAAGGCUGUCUGCAAAGACGGAUAUUGCGUCUGCACUGGUCAAGGCUACAACUAUGACACUUGCUUACGUAAGUUGUCUCGUUAUGAUAGCGUGAAAGCUAAAACCUCAGAUAGCGGGCAGAUGUGUCAGUGAAAACUGCAUUGCUAAGUUAAUAGGUGUUUUAAGAAUGGCUCCUUUUUGAUUAACACAGAGGCUUUGCACUAAUCUGUGACUACUUUAAAGCAUAGUUUUGAUAUAGAGGGGUCUAUUGCUUGGAAGGGGGUUCUCAAGAGUGUUGUUUAGGACUUGCUCUUCUUAGAUGUUUCCUAAAGACACACUCACUUUAAUUUAUUAAGGCAAGCUGCAAUUGACUGAAUAAAUCACGGGCUGUCUGGACAACCCCCAAAACCAUCUCCAUCUUUGCUACUCUAACUUACUUUUUCAUUUCUUCAGCUGAUGCAUAUGGAUGCAAAAUCGAGGUGAAUUCUUCUACAACCCUUGCCAAACCAAACAUCCAACAACAACAGAGCUAUUCUACUUACAGCUGCACGCCCGGAAACAGUUCUACACAGUACGAGGUGCACGUAUUGUCCGUGAACAAGGUUCUUAGCAUGAGUUCUCCAACACCCGGUAACGCUAAUGUGAAUAUCGUCAGUCAUGGAAAGUCAAACAGACCGAUUGUACUCGUACUUGCAAGCUUCGGACCUGUUAACUGGAUUCUUAAUUUACCUGCUGGUAUUUUCAUUAGCAAAGUUAUAUUGGUAAGUACAUUCGCACAUCAUGAACUAAAAAAGCGAAAAAUCAUUCGACUCAGAGCUAGACUUAAUAGUCUUACGCAAUUUUCUUUUACCAACAGCAUGUCAAUUUUAGGGUAAGCUUUUUUGAACAUGUUAUUAUACUGUCAGAACAAAACCAAGAAUAAUCAUCUUGUCUUUCAAACAAGAAAAGAAAUGUUAAUGAGCAAGAGUUGUGUUUGAUUUGCAGGUUUCUUAUGAUUUGAAUAAAUGUUCUGUUAGUGGAGAUGUGAAACAAGUGCAGGCAAUUGAACGAAAGAGUGUCUCCUCUUCAGACUACGGGGAUAUUGGCUAUGGUAGUGAUUCGGACGGAGGAAAUACAGUGGAGCUUUUAAAGUAAGUCAUUAUCUGAACUACAAAAUUACUUAAGGUUAUUCCACAAUUCUUAUAGAAAAAUAUCCAUACAUCCUCCAGUCUGUUCAGAUCUUGAUAAUUUUGACAUAAGACAGUUCUAUAUUGUUGUUUAAGAUACCAACUUACAUUUUGCCUUAUAGAAAAGUGUACAACAGAUUUGGGGUGGUGACGUCAUUUACAGGUACUUACAGAGCGAAUGAAUGGUCACUGGUGGUACGCUCCUCAAACGGUACGUUUACCUAACGUUUUACUAUGUUACCAACCAACAUUACAGUACUGUUUUUCUUAGCUACUUGAACCUCCUUGCGGUCUGUUUAGAUAGUACCAUUUUCCUGGUUAAAUUGAUUAAUGUGAUUGAAAAGAAAAUUACAAGUAUCAUGUUUGAAAGUCCUCUUGUCCGUGUUAACAUCAUACUUUCUAUCAAUUUUAAAUUUUAUCAGACCAUUUUUCGCAUUUCUCUUGACCAGGUUCAGGGUAUGGAAACCUCAGUAGCAGCUCAGCUGUUGCCGCCAUCACACAAACUCCAACAGCUGCCGGUACACCAGCUCCCAGCUCUGCUGCCACCAUCACACCAACUCCAACAGCUGCCGGGACACCAGCUUCCACACCUGUACCUACAUACAGCACCUCACCAUCACCUACACCCAAUCCACACAGGCAAAAGUGUUAUAAAUGGCAGAACUCAUUCUAUUGUACUGGCCAAUAUACCAGAAGGAAGGCUGUUUGCAAAGAAGGAUAUUGCGUCUGCACUGGUCAAGGCUACAACUACGACACUUGCUUGCGUAAGUUGUUUUCUUGUGAUUUCCAUAGAUCAGGUAGAGUAAGCUGACACUCAGAUGCCGACAGAAGACGUACAAAGGUGCCAAGACAAAGAUAUAACCGUAUUCCACAGCCCGAUUUAGCCUUUUAUUAUGUUGACUCAAAAUAACGUUUCUAGAAAAUAGAGCCUAUAUUUUUUAAGGAGGUUUCAUACUGUGGUAUUUAGGACGUCCCUGAUCUUUUUCUAAGAGUAUGAGGUGUGAACACUGUUGGAAAAAGGGCCUUAAGAUUGGGAAACUUACCAAAUUUAAAGUUAAUACGUUAAAGCAAGCAAAGAUAUUGCGAGAAAUUCGCGAGAAAGUCGCGAAAUUUUACAAGGUUUGUACUUGCCUCCAACGUCCAAACGACUGUAAAAUUCGGCCACUUUGCGCAGUAUUAUCCUCGUUAAUGUUCAACAAAUCACGUUCAAAAUUGGCAUCUUCAUUAUUUUUAAGGCGUUCUUUUUAGCCGUAUUUAAAGAUUUUCGCUAACUGGUCCAAGUUAAAAGUUGGAAAAACCGUGGAAGGGUUUAUUAAAAGAAGAAGAAUUGGUUAGACCACCAGUGAUGCAGCAAUCCCAAACAUCAACUCCAUCUCUGCAUCUCUGAUUGUGGUCUUUUUGUUCUAUUUACGCUGAUUAUUACUCUGGGAACUUUUUCAUUUCUUCAGCUGAUGCAUAUGGAUGUAAAAUAGAGGUGAAUUCUGUUACAGCUCACGCCAAACCAAACAACCAACAACAGCAGGGCUAUUCUACUUAUAGUUGCACGCCUAGCAGCAGUUCCACACAGUACGAGGUCCACGUACUGUCUGUGUACGAGGUUAUUAACAGGCGUCCACCAACAGCCGGUAACGCAAAUGUGAAUAUCGUCAGUCGGGGAAAGUCAAACAGACCUAUUGUGCUCGUACUUGCAAGCUACGAACCUGUUAACUGGAUUCUUCAUUUGCCCGUUGGUAUUUCCAUCAGUAAAGUAGUAUUGGUACGUAUGUUUAGUUGUCUAGGACGCAAAAAAAUACUUAACCUUUUCAACAAUUGGGAUCAAAGUUUGAACCGUACCCCUUCGUCAAUAAAAAUGCUCAAGCGAUCCCAUUUUCGAAAAAAAAACGCACUCAAAUUGAGUGUUCAUUUAUUUACCAGGAAAGUACUAAUGCAGGGGACACUAUUUUCACGUCUCCUAGUGGAGACGGGGCUGCCAUUUGUUGUGGUCAUUUGAGCUACGCGAAAGACUUGCCGUUUGCCUGGAAAAGACAGUGCCUUCAUUACUCAUUUAUUUUAAGAUCCUCAGUAUAGGUCCAACACCGGGAAUCAAACCCGCGACCUGUGGUUCUGCAGUGAAGGGCUCUAUCGACUUAGCUAAUCCUGCCGCGUUAAAAGAAGAAAAAGACUGAGAAAAAAAGUUAAGGAUUUACUUGGAAAUUCUUCCUUUCAGAAGACGGUUAUGAUGAGUCCCUCGUCUUAUAAAGUUGUUUUCUACUUCAUCGCAAGUUACUUCGCUUUUAUCUUAGUCUCCCUUGUUAUUACUACUGUUGGCGGUUUAUUCAUUUCUAUUUCAUUUAUGAUCUUUAAUUUAUUGUACUGUAAUUGUCGUCUAGUUCAUCUUUAUAGACGAGGAAAAUAUGUCUUUUUCCUUCCUCUGUCUCGUAGCCUGCAGUGCAGGCGUUUUCUUCGGGCGCGCGAAUGUUUUGCUCGCAAAAGCGCCAUGUUGAAACUCGAAAAGAGGGGAGAAAAUGGGGCGAGUCAAAAGGAGCGGGAUAGGGGGCGGGAAGAGAGAAGGGCGUAUUUUUUUUCUCCCCUCCCCCUCCCCCCUUCCUUCUUUCGCCCUAGCACCUACCCUUAGGGUUACUAUUUUUACUCUCGCUAAUCUUCCUCCGUCAUAAUAAAUUAAGCAAGUGUGAAUAAAUUUGUUUGUUGUUGUUGUAUUCGCACAGCAGGAAUUAUAUUUUUAAAAAAAUCAUUCUUCAGUUGCUCAGUGACAAGUCACUGCAAUUAAUUAUGGUAUAGGGUAGGCAAUGUUGCUGUUCUCAUAGUCGAUCGGGCAAUAUAAUUUUUACAAAGUCUUUUUACCCCUGAUAGACAUGAUGUAUUCCACAUUGGAUAGCCUGAGUGACAGGCGAUAGUCUUGGGCCAGGAUUUUAAACUUUUUACUCCUUAGUUUAUAUAACACAACGUCUGGUCAAUAUUUUGUUUACUUAAAAUAAAUGUAUAGCCGAGGCAUUUGAAAACUGAGCAAUUUUUGCUGAAUAGACCAUUUUACAGUUGUGAGCUUAGUAUGCUAGCCUUUGAGUGAAUGUGAGCUUGAGGCAACAUUCAGACGGUACCGGUCGAAAAUUCGUACGUUUAGAUCUUCCCUUCACACGGAACCACGCUAACCGUUCGAAUAUUUGAACGGUAAAAUCGAGGUCAAAUUUUUGACCGGUACGGUCAAAAAUUUGAACGGCGAGGUGUUAACACAGUGACCGGCUAAAUUUUUUAACGGUUUAUAAGGCGACGUUGCAUGGAUCAUGGUCACUCAGCUGGGAGACGCCACUUUGAAUUUGCUUAGGUAUCGCUCUGCGCAUGAGCAGAUGGUAAAACCUCUGACAAAAGCCAUGCGCACAAGAGCUCUGGGGCCGAGAUUGUGACAGAAGUUAAAAUUCAAGCUGGUUCGACAGUUCCGUGUGAUGAGCGCGAAAUCCGUGUGAACAAAGUUUCUGUUAAAAUUCUUCAAUCGGUCGAAAAUUCUACCCGCUGUAAGGUGUGAACGUGGCCGAGGUUGACCUUGUUUUGACCUCUGUCCUUUUCAUAUGGAAAUUAUGCCUAAAAAAACUACUUACCAUAAGAACAACAUGAUUUACAUAAUAAAGCGGGAAGGGUUGUAUCAAAACAAGGUCAACUCCAGCCUCAUUUCCACCUGUAACUGUAAAAUGGACUAUAAUUAUUAGAAAGUGUGCAAUGUCUGCGAUCAUGACACUCUUAAGAACUAUGUAAAUGUGUAUACAAUGACAAAAGACAGAUGUUUUGAUGGUUUUUAUUGAUUAGAAGGUAUCAUUUCAAGGGAAAGAUACAUUAUUUAUGUUAACCAAAAUUCCAAAAUAUUCCGUGAUGCUAUCAUUUUAUGGUAAAAUAAAGAAAUAAUCUUUCAAACAAGUCAGGACUGAUCGAAAUGUUGAUAAUGAAGAGUUGGUUUUAUCUGCAGGUUUCCCAUUAUUUGGAUAAAAGCUCCGUUAGUGGAGACGUAAACCAAGUGAAAGCAAUUGAACAAAAGAGUUACCAUUAUGGAUAUGGCAGUGAUUCGGGGGGAGGAAAUACAGUGGAGCUUCUAAAGUAAGUAACUAACUAAACUGCGAAGUUAUUUGAGGGAAUUCCACAUUUCUUAAAGAAAAAAAAAUACAAGUAACCUCAAGUCUGCUGAGGUCUUGAUAAUUUUGAUAUACGAAAGUUUUUUAUUGUUCAUUGUUCAUUUUGGAUAUCAACUAACAUUUUGCCUUUAUUUUUAUAGAAAAGUGUACAACAGAUUCGGUGUGGUUACGUCAUUUACAGGUACUUACAUAGCAGAUGAAUGGUCACUGGUGAUACGCUCCUCAAGCGGUACGUAUAAAUAACAUUUUAUCUUCUUUACAACCGAAAUAACUUUGAUGUUUUUGCGAAAGGUUUGAACCCAGGAGUCAUUUUACAAGUAGGUUGAGCGUGAUCGUCCAGGUGAACUCCGGGUGAACGUAGUCCUGAAUAGGACUGCUGUUAUUGUCACUGUCAACAACAGUCCUAUUCCGGACUACGUUCACCAGGGCGAUCAUCCUCAACCUACUUAAGUAAUGUUUUCCAUAACUACUUGAACCUACUGGCGGUUUGUUCAAAUAGUACCAUUUUCCUACUUAACCUGAUUAUUGUGGUCGCAAAGAAUCUUUGGAAACACUUCUUGUGCAAGGUUACACUAUAAUUUCAAUCAAUUUUAGAUUUCGCUAGACCAUUGAUGGCAUUUAUCUUUGCGCAGGUUUGGGGUAUGGAAACCUCAGUAGCAGCUCAGCUGUUGCCGCCAUCACAGACACUCCAACAGCUGCCGGUACACCAACUCCCAGCUCUGCUGCCACCAUCACACCAACUCCAACAGCUGCCGGGACACCAGCUUCCACACCUGUACCUACAUACAGCACCUCACCAUCACCUACACCCAAUCCACACAGGCAAAAGUGUUAUAAAUGGCAGAACUCAUUCUGUUGUACUGGCCAAUAUUCCAAAAUGAAGGCUGUCUGCAAAGACGGUUAUUGCGUCUGCACUGGUCAAGGCUACAACUAUGACACUUGCUUGCGUAAGUUGUCUCGUUAUGAUAACGAAAAGCUAAAACCUCAGAUAUCGGGUACAUGUGUCAGUAAAAAUUGCAUUAAUAAGUUUAGGUGUGUUAUAAAAAUUCUCUAUUUUCCAAUUCCCCAUAAUACACUCUGUUUGCCCCCCAAAUUUUGCAUAAACCAUUGUUUUUAAAUGCUCCUGGGAGUAUUGCAUUUUUCCAAGAGCAUUUUAAGACAAUAAGUUAUGCAAAAUUUGGGGGGCAGACAGAGUGUAUUAUGGGGAAAUGGAAAAUAGUCAAUGGCUCCUGUUUGAUUAACGCAGAGGCUUUGCACUUAUCUAUAACUACUAACAAUUAUUCUUUGAAGUCGGGGUGAAUAGUGGCUUUCUGCACAACCCGCAAAACGAUCACCAUCUCUGACACUCUGAGUUACUAUUUCAUUUCUUCAGCUGAUGUAUAUGGAUGCAAAAUCGAGGUGAAUUCUGCUACAGCCCUUGCCAAACCAAGGUAUAACAACCAACAGCGCCAGACCACCUACAGCUGCACUCCUGACAGCAGUUCUACGCAGUACGAGGUCCACGUACUGUCUGUUUAUGAGGUUAUUAACAGACGUCCACCAACUGCCGGAAACGCUAUUGUGAAUAUCGUCAGCCGCGGAAAGUCAAAGAGACCGAUCGUUCUCGUCCUUGGUAGCUACGAACCGGUGAACUGGAUUCUCAAUUUACCCGCGGGCAUUUCUAUUAGUAACGUAGUACUUGUAAGUACUCUUUCACGAAGGAACUAGUAUUAACGAAAUUAUUCCGUCUAAAAUUACUGAUGUUGUCUUAAUAAAUAAACUCGAACUCGAGCUUGAACUUGGUAAGUACCUCUAAUACCAAGGUAUUUAAAUUCUGAACAACUUGGGCUCGUCCAUGAUACACCGCAGAACAGUUUAAAUUUGUUUUCGCUAUAAGAUACAUAACUGAGUUGAACUUUUGAUGGGUUUUUGCAUGGAUCACAAACAUUUCACAAGAAAUCUAAACUUUUUGUCCGGCUCCCCCUAGCCAAGUCUUGCAGCACACAUGCCAAAUUUGGAGAAUCGCUAAAAAGCUAAGAAAAGACCUUGUUUAUAUCCUUCAAGAAAACUGAAAAUUAAAAGUUGGCGAAGAUUUGUGUUUUAUUUGUAGGUUGCUUAUUAUUUGGAUCAAAGUUCCGUUAGUGGAGACGUGAACCAAGUGGAGGCAAUUGAACGAAAGGGUUUGCGUAAUUCUGAGUGGAAAGUGGGAUGGGGCAGUGAUUCGGGUGGAGGAGAUACAGUGGCGCUAUUGAAGUGAGUAACCUUACUGUCAGCCUUAGGAAACAGCCGACAUUUGGCGACGCUACCACUGGUUUCCCCGCCAAAUGACGUCUAGGAAACUAGUGCAGAAAUUCCAUGCUGGUGACGCGUCACUACCCAGAUGUGGNCCAAACCAAGGUAUAACAACCAACAGCGCCAGACCACCUACAGCUGCACUCCUGACAGCAGUUCUACGCAGUACGAGGUCCACGUACUGUCUGUUUAUGAGGUUAUUAACAGACGUCCACCAACUGCCGGAAACGCUAUUGUGAAUAUCGUCAGCCGCGGAAAGUCAAAGAGACCGAUCGUUCUCGUCCUUGGUAGCUACGAACCGGUGAACUGGAUUCUCAAUUUACCCGCGGGCAUUUCUAUUAGUAACGUAGUACUUGUAAGUACUCUUUCACGAAGGAACUAGUAUUAACGAAAUUAUUCCGUCUAAAAUUACUGAUGUUGUCUUAAUAAAUAAACUCGAACUCGAGCUUGAACUUGGUAAGUACCUCUAAUACCAAGGUAUUUAAAUUCUGAACAACUUGGGCUCGUCCAUGAUACACCGCAGAACAGUUUAAAUUUGUUUUCGCUAUAAGAUACAUAACUGAGUUGAACUUUUGAUGGGUUUUUGCAUGGAUCACAAACAUUUCACAAGAAAUCUAAACUUUUUGUCCGGCUCCCCCUAGCCAAGUCUUGCAGCACACAUGCCAAAUUUGGAGAAUCGCUAAAAAGCUAAGAAAAGACCUUGUUUAUAUCCUUCAAGAAAACUGAAAAUUAAAAGUUGGCGAAGAUUUGUGUUUUAUUUGUAGGUUGCUUAUUAUUUGGAUCAAAGUUCCGUUAGUGGAGACGUGAACCAAGUGGAGGCAAUUGAACGAAAGGGUUUGCGUAAUUCUGAGUGGAAAGUGGGAUGGGGCAGUGAUUCGGGUGGAGGAGAUACAGUGGCGCUAUUGAAGUGAGUAACCUUACUGUCAGCCUUAGGAAACAGCCGACAUUUGGCGACGCUACCACUGGUUUCCCCGCCAAAUGACGUCUAGGAAACUAGUGCAGAAAUUCCAUGCUGGUGACGCGUCACUACCCAGAUCUGGAUAGUGACGCGUCAGUAUGGAAUGUCUGCGCUCGUUUCUUAGACGUGAUUUGGCGGGAAACCAGUGGUAGCGUCGCCAAAUGUCGGCUGUUUUCUCAAGCUACCUAAGUGUGAAGGUGUAUAAGUUUAGAAUUUUUAUCAUUUAAACAGAAAAUUAAGAUGGCUUGUAACAAUCAAACCUGAUGGUAUUCACAAUUUUUCCAUGCCAUCAGUUUAACAAAUUGACGCCAGUUUUUUGUCAUCUGUCUCCUUAUUGAUGAUAAAAUGAAGUCAUAACAUUGUCAAAGUGUUGUGGAACCUCGAGCCGUAGGCGAUAAAAAACUGGCGUCAAUUUGUUUUUUACAGUAAUAAAUGUUCGAAAGAGUCAAUAUUGCCUGUAAAAAUGAAAAUAACACAAACGAAAGAGAACAAAAAGGGAAAAAAAAUCAUCAAAGAUAAAUUGACUGCAGCGUUAAAACAUCUGCGUUCGAUGAUGGAUCCUUUUUUCUUCUAAAACAAGUAAACAACGUUUAUUGGUUAGAAUGCAUUGUUGAUACAAUUUUACUGAAGUACUUUUGCAUAAGUAUUACGCUAUAGCUGUAUCUCUAGUCUUGUCGGUCUUGGACGAUUCAUGUACCAACCAAAAUUUCCCUUUUCGUAGGCAGGUUUACAACAGGUUUGGCGUGGUGACAUCAUUUACGAGCACUUACAGAGCAAAUAAAUGGUCAUUAGAAUUGUCUUCCUCACACGGUAACGAA